Molecule: messenger RNA, 1085 nt
Organism: Pseudopodoces humilis (Tibetan ground-tit)
Lineage: Eukaryota; Metazoa; Chordata; Aves; Passeriformes; Paridae
Source: RefSeq, a predicted model, not a curated record
CCACCGCCGCCACCGCCGCCAUGACCUUUGUCCCCGCGCCCGGAUACCUGCCCGCCUACAACCCGCCCCUGCCCUACGUGGCCCCCGUGCUCGGGGGGCUCUGGCCCGGGAUGGCCAUUUACGUGCAGGGGGUGGUGGCCCCCCAACCUGACUGGCUGCGGGUGAACCUGGCGGUGGGCCCCGAGGACGAGGCUGACGUGGCGCUCCACCUGAACCCCCGUUUCUCCGGGGGGGUGACGGUGCUCAACAGCCGGCGCGGGGGGCGCUGGGGGGACGAGCGGCGGCGGGAGCUGCACCCGCUGUGCGCCGGGACCCCCUUCGAGAUGGUCAUCAGCGUCACCCCCGAGGCCUUCCGGAUCCUGGUGAACGGAACGUUCUACGAGGAGUUCCCGCACCGGCUGCCCCCGGAGCAGGUGACGGCCGUGAGCGUGGACGGGGACCUGCAGCUGCACUCGGCCUCGGUGCUGGGGGGAGCGACCACCUGUCCCCCGUGCGUCCCGGACAUGCCGCAGGCCAUCCCGUCGUACCCCAACUGUAACCUGCCGGUGAUGGAGCAGCCCCCCACCUUCCACCCGACCGUUCCCUUCAUCACCACCAUCCCGGGGGGGCUGGUCCCCAAAAAAACCAUCGUCAUCAAGGGCUUCAUCCCCCACGAGGCCAGCAGGUUCCACAUCAACCUGCGUGCGGGUCCUGGCGGGGACGUGAUGCUGCACAUGAACCCCCGAAUGGACGAGGGGGACGUGGUGGUCCGAAACUCCCAGCUGGGGGGCAGCUGGGGCCACGAGGAGCGCGAGCUGUCCGGCCCCAGCCCCUUCCAGCGCGGCAGAUACUUCGAUCUGUCGAUCCGCUGUGGGAACCAUCGGUUCAAGGUGUUUGCCGAGGGGCAGCCGCUCUUCGACUUCCAGCACCGGGCGCCAGCCGGGCCCCACGUGGACGUGCUGGAGAUCGAGGGCGAUGUGGUCCUGUCCUUCGUCCAUUUCUGACCCACAAAUGUCCUUUAAGCGCCCCAUAACGGCCCCAAAACAAAGGCCUUGCAACCGCCCCGGAACAGCCCCCAAGUGCCCCCCUCAAUUGUCCCCCCAGCU